Messenger RNA from Macaca mulatta (Rhesus monkey), 2684 nucleotides. RefSeq names its product cyclin C (gene CCNC). The record is from RefSeq and is a predicted model, not a curated record. Lineage: Eukaryota; Metazoa; Chordata; Mammalia; Primates; Cercopithecidae. Gene Ontology annotation, molecular function: cyclin-dependent protein serine/threonine kinase regulator activity. Gene Ontology annotation, biological process: regulation of transcription by RNA polymerase II.
GAGAACAAAGUCAUCUUCAUUUAUUUCUCUUUCCAAUCACAGGUAAAAUAAGUCACAAAAUCUUUUAUUUUAUUACAAUGCCAUUGUUCUGUUUUUGAAGUCCUGGAAGAGGUAAUAACAGAACCCCGGAACUCAGCCACUUCGCCCAGGUUAGACCCCUACUCAGCAACUCCAGUGCUGAGGACAGGAGACCGAGCGCCGUGGGCCCCCGGCCAGAACCGGCAAGACGCUCUCGCGAGAGUCUUCCAACCGCCGUGAGCUCUCGUGAGCACUAGUUCUCUUCUAUCUCAGCGCCCCCACAGGUCAGCACCUCCCCGCCGGCUCCCUCCGCUACCGCGGGCCGGAACUUUUGUCGAUAGGAACGGGUUUGCACAGUUGAGUGUUGUCGGCCGGCGUGAAGGAGACUAGGGGGCCAUCCUCUUCCUUUCGCCGUCGCCGCCGCGGAGCGGAGUCGAGCCGAGCUGAUUUGAUCGAGGAGCGCGGUUACCGGACGGGCUGGGUCUAUGGUCGCUCCGCGGGCCGCUCCGCCGGCUGGUGCUUUUUUAUCAGGGCAAGCUGUGUUCCAUGGCAGGGAACUUUUGGCAGAGCUCCCACUAUUUGCAAUGGAUUUUGGAUAAACAAGAUCUGUUGAAGGAGCGCCAAAAGGAUUUAAAGUUUCUCUCAGAGGAAGAAUAUUGGAAGUUACAAAUAUUUUUUACAAAUGUUAUCCAAGCAUUAGGUGAACAUCUUAAAUUAAGACAACAAGUUAUUGCCACUGCUACGGUAUAUUUCAAGAGAUUCUAUGCCAGGUAUUCUCUGAAAAGUAUAGAUCCUGUAUUAAUGGCUCCUACAUGUGUGUUUUUGGCAUCCAAAGUAGAGGAAUUUGGAGUAGUUUCAAAUACAAGAUUGAUUGCUGCUGCUACUUCUGUAUUAAAAACUAGAUUUUCAUAUGCCUUUCCAAAGGAAUUUCCUUAUAGGAUGAAUCAUAUAUUAGAAUGUGAAUUCUAUCUUUUAGAACUAAUGGAUUGUUGCUUGAUAGUGUAUCAUCCUUAUAGACCUUUGCUCCAGUAUGUGCAGGACAUGGGCCAAGAAGACAUGUUGCUUCCCCUUGCAUGGAGGAUAGUGAAUGAUACCUACAGAACGGAUCUUUGCCUACUGUAUCCUCCUUUCAUGAUAGCUUUAGCUUGCCUACAUGUAGCCUGUGUUGUACAGCAGAAAGACGCCAGGCAAUGGUUUGCUGAGCUUUCUGUGGAUAUGGAAAAGAUUUUGGAAAUAAUCAGGGUUAUUUUAAAACUAUAUGAGCAGUGGAAGAAUUUCGAUGAGAGAAAAGAGAUGGCAACCAUUCUUAGUAAGAUGCCGAAACCAAAACCACCUCCAAACAGAAAUUCCCUGAGUGAUUCUCCACUAGUGGCAGGGCCUGAAGCUGCAAGAUGAUGGUGGACAAGAUAAGGCAAUAAUCCUAUUGCCAAAGUUACUGUGAAGGAGAGCAGGGUCCAAAUGGAAGUCAGAACUCUAGCUACAGCCAAUCUUAAAACAUUCCGAAGAAUUCCGUAGUGGACCACUUGGAAAUAAACCAUUGGACAGAUUUCAGUAAUGUCUUCAGUGGAACACAAAUGAAAAUGAAUAGCUUGUUUCUGUCAAGCAUAUUGGAAAGUGAUUUUAUUUUUGCAAAAUAAGUUUUUCUUUAAUAUGAUUCUAGUACAUAAUUGAUUAAAAUCUCUUGAUUAUAAAUGUUUGGAAAGGUUCUAAGGGGACCUACAGACAGACAUACAUAGACAUUUCAAAAUUAAUAGCUUUUGAUUAGUAUAAUAUUUCUUAAUUUGGAUAAUAAAAAUUGUAGCUUUUUAUUAAGCCAGGAAACAUGAAGCAUAAUUUGUUUAAAAUUCUCUUUGGUCGUUGAGGGACCAAAAAAGGACGUAAAAUUUACAGUCAAUAUAUGAGGGUUUUUUUCCCUCCAUAAGUUUAACUUUAAAACUGUAUUUAAGGAAUCAAAUCUUACAAAAUCCUGGAAGAUUUUGGUAAUGAUGUUGAUAAUUUCAGGGAAAUUAAUCAAGUACCUAUAUUGAUUUAAAAGUAUAUUUUACUCAAUAGUUUGAGGAUCUUGCCAUGGAAGAUACUAGCCCAGCCUAGCAGAAAAGUGCAAUAUGUAUAGCAUACUUUGACAUUUUAAACGUUAUAGUCCAUAACCAUUUUGAAAUGCUGGGCAAACUACAUGAAGUUAUUUAUAAUUAAGUCACAGCUAAUCAGGCAUUUUGAAAGCUUAAUUGGAUUCAAAACCCAUAAUGUUGGAAUUUGGUAAAAUUUUAACGUUGAUUUUUACUGUGAAAAGUUUUUUAUAAGAUAUACACACCCUAGUUUAAUGUUGUGUCUUGGUGUGGAUUUACAAAUUUACUACAGGUAUUCUGAACCAGGAACACAAUCAGGUUUCAGGCCAGUUUGAUACUGGCUAUCCUUAAUUCUAAUACGAGAGUAGGACAUCAUACUAAAUGUUAUGUCAGUGGGACUGUACUGUCUGUGGAACUUAGCAAAUUAAUCAUUUUCUUCAGACUUGAAGGAGAGUAAGAAAUAAAAUUUGGAGUCAUAGGAUAUUGAUGUACAAUUUAAGGAUUAAACAUUUUUAAUCAAUUGUGGAUGAUGGCUUAUUAAAUUAAAUGUUGACUUCCUAGUAUAAAACUGCAAGAAUAAAAGUAACUUCCUCAGCUGUA